AUGUGGAAAAGAACUAAAAAUGAAUUUCUCUUUUGUGAACCUCUCGAACAAACCACAAAGGCUAUUGAUAUAAUGCAGAAAAUACAAGACUUCUUUGAAAAGAACGAUUUCACAUGGGACAUUGUUGGUUCAAUCUGUACUAAUGGAGCUCCAGUCAUGAUGGGAGUGAGAUCAGGCUUCACUGCACUUGUGAAGCAAAAUGCACCCCAUGUGAUAACAACACAUUGUGUUCUUCACAGACAUGCAUUAGCUGCAAAAACUCUUCCUGAAAAUCUGAAAAUUGUUUUUCAGAAAGUUGUUGAGGCUGUUAACUUCAUUCGGGCCCGAGCUUUGAAUCACCGUUUGUUCAAAACUUUUUGUGAUGAGAUGGGCUCUGAGCAUUCCAUUCUUUUACUACAUACCGAUGUGAGGUGGCUUUCUCGUGGACUUCUGUUAAAUUGUGUGUUUGAGCUCAGUACUGAGUUAGAGAUUUUUCUUCGUGGCUGA
Molecule: messenger RNA, 486 nt
Organism: Limulus polyphemus (Atlantic horseshoe crab)
Lineage: Eukaryota; Metazoa; Arthropoda; Merostomata; Xiphosura; Limulidae
Product: protein ZBED8-like
Exons: 1
Coding region: 1-486 (161 amino acids)
Source: RefSeq, a predicted model, not a curated record